CUUUGAUCCACUUUUUUCUCGAUAACAACACUUGACAUCUUUACACCAUCGUAAGGCGUACAUGGUUUGAUACCAACAUAGAAGGACAAGUGAUCAUCAUCGCGAUCGUCUUACAACCAGCGGAUCGUUGAUCAAAGGUCGUCAUGUAUGCAUGGAUCGCAAAAUGGUCAGAAGAGAUGAGGAUGAUAGAAUAAGGAUGCCACAAGGACCUGCACCAAUACAAAAAGCCUACAAUGACACUGAUUACGACUCAGAUAGCGCUUCUUCUAACGAUUGCGAAGGUAUUCGUAUGCCGGAUGGCCCACCUCCACCAAGAGCGCCCACAGGUCCUAGAGCAAGUGUGAUUCAGCCUCUGCCAGGUCAGCCUCCUUUGCCACGAGAAGCGCCUUCUUUGCCUGGAGCUCCAGGAGCCCACUUUGCUCGUCCGCCUCCAAUGUAUUAUCAGGGCAGUACAUCUUUACCAAAUCAGUAUGAACCCUAUUCCAGCCCAAGAGAUCACAAUUCCACACGUACAUCACAUCCAUUACCUUCCCGACCUCCUCCUUCAACUUCACAGGCAAUUGUACCGCCCGGACCGCCACCAGGAAAGCCGACUACAGUAAUCAGUGCAGAACCUGUUCUUCGUGAUUUAAAGAAAGAAUCAACAGCUUUCGUACCAACUGCAAUUCGUAAAAAGCAAGCAGCAGAAAAAGCAAAAGCAGCUAAAGGAGGAUUACCCGGUUCGGUAAAUGCUGCACCUGGAGCAAUACGAGACAGAGGAACCGAAGAAGAACGAAGUGAAUUAAUCACUUCUUUACAAUCACAAAUCGAACAACGGGCAGGAUCCAAUAACAAAGAAGAUGGACAGGAUGACUAUCAAAAGUUUUUAGGGAAUGUUCAGGAUCUGUUGUAGAAAGGGUCUCAGACUGCGAAAUAAAUCCUCUUUGGGUCGUAAUGCUUUAGAAGAAAGUUAGCCUUUAACAGGACAAGGUGAUGAAUAAGACAUCUCCGAUUGAUCAUUUUGUUUGGUUCCUGUCAACGAUGGAGAAUAGUAUACUUUGACCCGUGGGUGAUACUAAUUUAGCGU
Molecule: messenger RNA, 1066 nt
Organism: Meira miltonrushii
Lineage: Eukaryota; Fungi; Basidiomycota; Exobasidiomycetes; Exobasidiales; Brachybasidiaceae
Exons: 1
Coding region: 164-892 (242 amino acids)
Source: RefSeq, a predicted model, not a curated record